Messenger RNA from Panicum virgatum (switchgrass), 949 nucleotides. RefSeq lists its product as uncharacterized. The record is from RefSeq and is a predicted model, not a curated record. The coding region runs from base 152 to 592 and encodes 146 amino acids. Lineage: Eukaryota; Viridiplantae; Streptophyta; Magnoliopsida; Poales; Poaceae. The transcript has 2 exons.
CGCCAGGGCGUCAGCUACUCAGCUGGCUAUAUAAAGGCCUGUCCAUCUGUCAAGACCUGACUACGGCUGCCUGCUUGCGUUCUUCUCCUUCCCUACAAAGCCGAAGCUUAUUAGGUACUCAUCACUAACUGCGGCGUGCGUGGGCGUGGCCAUGGCGACGGCGGCGACGGGGAGGAAGGUGUCGGUCCCGGCCGUCCUGCUGGUGCUGUCCGUGCUCGCCUGCCUGCUCCUCGUCCACUGUUCGUACGGCUUGCUCGAGCUCUUCGGCCCGCCGGACCUCUCGCCGGAGGCCACGCCGCUGAUCUUUGCCCUCUGUUUCCUCCUCCUCCUCCUCCUUGCAGCGGCGGCGGCCGGCAACCGGAGGGCUCUGCUGCCGAGGGAGACGGCCGGCGGCGACGUCGGCGCCCUCGGAGGGCAGGCGCUGCCCACGACGGCGGAGGAGGCCGCGGUGGGAGGGGAGGAGCCGCACCACCACCAGCUCGCCGACGACGAGGAGAUGGCGGCGGCGGCGAGGCGGGCGGGGCUCCUGCAGACCGAGGACUACCCGGGGUCCGGCGCCAACAGCCGCCACGAUCCGCGGAACCCGCACUGAGAUUCGUGCCGGGCGGCCCUGCGUUCCAUCCUUGUACAACGCAUGCAUGCUUGUAUUGAGUUCACACCUAGCUAGCUCAAAACGCACGCUCAAUCAUCCGUAUAUGAUUUUGCAUAGAUCAACUGUGAUAAUAAUAUAAGCACACACAUGAACAAACAUGAUAUAAAUUUAAUUCAUAUCAUGAACAGAAGCAAUAAGCUAUGUAGAGCAUGAAAAUGCAGCUGCAUGCAUCUCGUUUGCUAGUGCUAGUAGUAGUUUGUGAUCAGCCCUAGCAUGUUGCAUGUGUCAUCAGUGUACCUCCAAUUCAAGUGAACAAUAAUAAUGAAUAAACCAAAAUUACAAAGUUGUUUUAAUUUA